Molecule: messenger RNA, 7120 nt
Organism: Ogataea polymorpha
Lineage: Eukaryota; Fungi; Ascomycota; Pichiomycetes; Pichiales; Pichiaceae
Exons: 1
Coding region: 289-5307 (1672 amino acids)
Molecular function (GO): protein binding
Source: RefSeq, a predicted model, not a curated record
GAACAAGCCUCACCUUCCUCUCUGUUUGUACUCAAGGCCAAACAAACGCUUCUCACGUACUCUUUGGAAAACCAGAAAUUCUCGGUCAGCACAUUGACAGACAUUGCAACAUUCGAGGCAUUUGUGUUUGAGCCGCUGCAAAAAUACCACGUCGUUUUUCUCCACAAAGAGGAGAAGCGAAGAUCGUACAUCGAUCUUUAUGUCAAUGGCGACUUUGUACAGUCAAUCAAUUUGGCAUACAAAAAAUCAGAUCAUGCCACGUCCUUGGAUAUUCAGGGAAUUCACGGGAUGUACUUCGAGCUGAUGAACUUACUGGUUCUGAGCGAGCGCGUCAGUUAUGGUUGGAUUCUCUUGUCUUACCACCUGGGCCCGCUGUUUGCUGGUACUUACCAGGGCUAUCAUUUUGAGCGCUGUCUUUCGGAAAAGUCAAAGCUGGUGAUGAACUUGAAACUUCAAGAAAAUAUGGACGCCAAGGCAUUGAAAGAUAUCAUGAUUAGCCCCGGCUCCAUCCUAGUUGAUGUCAAUGCCAACUCCUCAGCAGAGAUCGGUUCCACCAUUCAUUGGAAACCAAAGUUGCUGCUGAACUCACUGUAUUCGAUUGGGGGCAUGGUUAUUUGUUUGCGUUUGUUAGAGACAGCCAAAACGUCUAGCUCACUCGUCGAAUCUCUCGACUUUCUAUUUGCCGUACUGUCAAAAGACCCACUUUCGAAACAAGAGUUUGAGAUGAACGCCGGUUACAAUAUCGUGGCUACAAUACUGAAAACAAAAAAGGUUCUUUUGAACCUGACGGUCUUAGAUUCCAUUUUGCGUUUUGUUGGAUACAACGAAACGUCUCCGAUAGAAUCAAUUCUGGCCAACGCUCUUGCUUACCGAAUCCUCAUAGUGGAUUUCGAGAUAUGGAAGCCAACUUCCAUUGAUCAUGUUGGAGACGCUUCCGUAAGAGAUACCUUCAAAUUUCUCCUGUUUCAAUUCUCUGUCUUCGCUCAUGAUAGUCGCUACCACAGCUACAACAUCCAACAGUUGGUCGACAUGAGAAUAAUCAAACGGUUUGUGCAGGCUAUGAAAUAUGGUUUGUUUGAGGAGGCAGUGCUGCCCUUAUUACACGACACAAUCUCAAUACUGGUGAGAAAUAACCCUUCUACAGAAUCAUUCAAGGCUCUAUCCUUAUAUGUGAUAUACUCCCUGAAAAUCGAGGAUUCGGGAGGUCUACAGCGAAAAUGUGGACUAAAUGUUCUGCGGGCCAUCCAAUCUGUGGUAGAAGAUCCCUCAUUAAUGUCGAACGUCCAUGGCUACAAAAUCAUAAUGAAAUCCAUAUCCACAAAGUGGAUACUAUUGCUCCUUGAUAACGACAAUUCUGAUGUGGUGAAAAUCAGUUUGAGGCUCUUGAAGCGUGUUUUGCUAUUUAGCACCAGGACUUAUAAGUCCUUUGCUGACGAAACUAGUCUCUUGCUGCUUUACAAGUUGUUGAAAAAGUGGGACAGCAAUUUUGAGGUGAUGAAUCUAAUCAUGGCUCUAGCGUUCAGAAAGCAUUCUACAUCAGAUCAAAGCGAGGUCGUCAUGCCCGAAUUUCUGGUACUAAUGAACAUGUUAUUAUCUGAGUCAGAGUUAGACCCAGAUACCAUUUCGUUGUAUGUGAGGAAAAUUCGACACCUGCUUGAUUCGAAUAUCUUUUUCAAAAUGGUGGUUUCAAAUCAUAUACAGUGGCUCCAAACAUUUCUACAUCUUGUUUGUAAAAUCAAAGACAAGCAUGAUAUCUCAAUCAUAGCUCCUUACAGAGAGUUUAUUGGAGAAUUAUUUAAGGAGAAGCUCGAAAGAAAUGUCAAGAAAACAGAGUCAUUAACAGUGGACGCACUUCACCAGAAGUUCCCUGCGGCAUUCAUAUCCACUAUACUUCCCGAGAUUCUGAUACGCCUCAACGAGCUCAAUCCAAUUUGUCGCACACAGUUUGUUUCCAAGUUGCUUCCAAGAAUGCUGGAACUGGAGAAACUCUACCAAAUUGAAGAAGCCGAUUAUUAUUUAGUGUUAGAAAAACUAAGUCCGAUGCUGAGCCUUGAAGAAGACUUAAAGCAAAAAAGUGUAAAGAGGCAUUUUUGUGACUUCUUUACGGAACUCCUUGCGAAGGCAACGUUCAAGGAAAAGGAAAGCAAUGGGACCGCAUUCAAAGAAACGAAAACUUGCUGCUCUGUGCUCAUGGCCAACCAGAGACUAUUCUCAAAAUAUGCAGGGAAUGAGAAUUUGUCUGUUAUAGUUGCGUCUUUAUUUCAGUGCAUGGCUCUUUCCGACGACUCUCUAUCGAGCUUAAGUCUGAACUGUCUUCGGAUUCAGCUCAUGAGUGAUCUGCGACCAACGAUUGCGUGCUUAUCAUCAAACAGCAGCAAGAGGGCCAGAUUAGUGGACUAUUUUGAAAAGUUUCUAUCGCUGGAUGACGGAGAGAUCAGGGAUAUUUGGGAAAACGAUUCUAGUCUUCGCAACAUAAUCAACGCGAAAUAUGAGAGUUAUAUUUUGGAGAUCCGAAAACAGCAGGGAAAAUCAACUAUUAGGAAGGCAAUGGAUGAGCUGGCUCCUAUUUGGCUCAUAGAGAACAGCAACAAAAUAGAAAAGAUUUAUAACAAGGAGAUCAUGCUCUUGGGCAAGACAAUAGAACAGGCAGAAACUAAGAAGUUUAAUAGACACAUACAAGACGAUUUGGACGAUCUUAACUACUUUGUUUCUGUCUUCAACGACAUCAAAUCGCAGCUUCCAGUGGAAAACUAUAAAUUCUCAACUGUUUUGGACUCUACCGAGGGCCCUGACCGAAUGCGAAAGCGGAUGAUUAAACAACUCUGCCUGACAGAUGAUGACAUCCCCACAGAGGAGAGUUCUGGACUGGAAUACGAUGACCUGGCUGAAGAAUACGGCCUGCUCUCAGAACAAAUGGAUCUCGAUUUGGCACAGGAGGACAAGAACCGCAAAAUCCUCCGGAGCUUGUAUGUUGGGGAUAAAAUAGUUGAGAUGCUCAAUGUGACACAGAUCUUAGGCCUUGAGACACUGGAAUCAAUUUUCAUUCUGGGGCAAUCUCAUAUAUACAUGAUUGGCAAUUACUUUCUCACCUCAGAUAAGAAAGUUGUGGACUUAAGAGAUGCUCCUCCAGACGAGAGAGACUCGUACGUUCAGCUCAUCACGGGUAACAAUUCGAGAGUUCCAUCAUCGCAACAUCAGACCAAGACGUGGGAGCUCGCAAAGUUUGCUUCCAUCAGCAAGCGCACGUUCCUACUGCGAGACGUGGCUUUGGAAUUGUUUUUCAUUGAUGGCUCUAAUUUUCUCAUCACUUGCUCUUCUAAGGAAACGAGAGAUGGACUUUUCAACGUAUUGUCUACUAAGGCGUCGGCCAAGUAUCCUGACACGAUUCUAGAAGACGCUCUCACUUUGGCAUCCUCAUCCUCGUUAACUAUUGGUGCCAAGCUUGUCAGUGCAAUUACGUCGGUGGCUUCAGCGACGACUCUCAGCUCGUUAACAAAGAAAUGGGAAAAGGGCGAAUUAUCGAACUUCUAUUAUCUUAUUCUAGUGAACACGCUUGCGGGUCGCACCUUCAACGAUCUGACCCAAUAUCCUAUUUUUCCGUUUGUCAUUGCGGACUACGAAAGCGAGGAGCUGGACCUGACCAAUCCUGCCACUUUUAGAGAUCUCGGAAAGCCGAUGGGGGCGCAGACAGAGAAAAGAGCAGCACAAUUUAGAGAAAGAUACGAUGCCUCGGCUGAGAUGUCGCCCGACUCGCCGCCAUUCCAUUAUGGAACACAUUAUUCGUCUGCAAUGAUUGUCACCUCUUAUCUUAUUCGCGUCAAGCCGUUUGUGCAAUCGUAUUUGUUACUUCAGGGAGGCAAGUUUGAUCAUGCUGACAGGACGUUUCACUCCAUGGCGAAGACGUGGUACAGCGCCUCCCGGGACCAUACCACAGAUGUCCGGGAACUAAUCCCCGAGUUUUAUUACCUGCCUGAUUUCCUGCUCAAUUCCAACAAUUUUGAAUUUGGCUAUUUACAAGAUGGAACCAAAGUUGGCGACGUGCGUCUGCCUCCUUGGGCCAAGGAUGAUCCUGUAAUAUUUGUGGAGAAAAUGCGACAGGCUCUAGAGAGCGACUAUGUUUCUGAGCAUCUACACGAGUGGAUCGAUCUUGUGUUCGGGUUCAAGCAGAGGGGGAAACACGCAGUAGACUCGCUGAACGUGUUUCAUCAUCUGAGUUACCAGGGCUCUACGGACCUGGAUAAAAUUCAAGACGAGAGAGAAAGAAAUAUCAUAGUGAGCAUUAUACACAAUUUUGGGCAGACGCCUGUUCAGGUUUUCCACAAACCUCAUCCGCGGAAGCAAUCUCAAAUGAAGGUAAAGUUUGACCCCACAAAACUGUUUGAGUUGCCACUAUCAAUUAUCAAUGUUCCUUUUAGCAUAGACACUAUAGAGUUUGAUUUUGACAAAAUGGAAUGGCGACCUCGAGACCGUUUCAGCAGAGGUAGCCAACAUCUCAGAUUGCAGCUAGUCGGCCGCAACUCGGUGAUGGUGAAUAACGUUAUAUUUGAGAACGUGAGCACCAGCAUGAUCUCCGCGUUUGGUAUUCUGAGCUUCGAUGAGUUCGUGAUUGGUUUUGAAGAUGGGACUCUACAAAUAUACAGGCUAACGUCGCACAAGUUGGCAAGCAUGAAAAAUGCCCAGAAAAUAAAUAUGAGACAACCUGCAGAGACGAGCUGGGGACGAGAAGCUGAGGAGGUGAUCCAACUUGGAGUUUUACGAGGACAUCGUUCCAAAGUGUGCCAGGUCAGAAUAAAUACUUUAUACUCGAUUCUCCUAAGCUACAGUGAGGAUGGAACAGUCAAGCUGUGGGACCUUCUACAACGAAAGCUUAUGCGAGACGUCUCUGAGGAUGGCAAGCUUAUUGAGAUAUCUAAUCGGCAUGCUCUCAUUGCAGUGGUGGAGAGAAAGAACACGCUGAGACUUGAGACGAUCAACGGAUUGUUGCUGCUGGAGCAGCCUCUGGACGAAGAAUGUCUAUCCAUCACCUUUGGUGAUGCAAAUUUCAACCAAUUUACAGACAUCGAACACCGCGACUGGACACACCAUUCCAUUUUGGCUCUUGGUUUCCGGGGUAAAAUGAGACUAGUGGAAUUGACAUUGGAACAAAGUUGGAGCAUCAAGAUUCUACGCGAACUAAACAUGUUUGGAGAUUUGGAGAUCACUAGCCUCAAACUCAAACUCAAGGUGGAGCUCAACGGUGAAGGCCAAGUCACUGGACGCGGAGAGCUGGCAGCAGCCAGCAAAGAUAAAUUAAUGAUAUGGUGUUGAUGGUUAUUAUAUAUUGCAGAAUCUAUCUUACCGCUUUGAGCCCCAUCGAUCGUAGCAAUAGAGGCCAACAGCAACAUGAACCAGACCAGUGAUCUCCAGCAAGGAGAGUCUUUUGCCAGUAAUAAUCAUGCUCACGCUGAUGAUGACUAUUCUUUUCAUCAUGGCUGCGAUCGAGUACGUAACAGUGGGCAGCAGUGCAAGAAUAUGGAAUGCCAGCAAUGAUUGACUGAAAUGACUAAUCCCGUUCAGCACCAGCAUGGUCCAGGGUAUGAAACCAUAGUUAGGGGCAGAAGUGGAUUCAGAAACUUUUCGCACACCGAAAAGUAGCUCGCAGCUUUCGUAUGUGAUGAAUGCAGGUAUCGAGUAUAGCAUCCCAUACGUGGCACAAUAAAUAAGCGUUGUAAGUUUAUCAGGCUUAUCAAAAGCGAUCUCGUAGUCUCCAGUCCGUUCGGGCUUAAUAUGUUCUGAAGAAGAAGGGUACUUCUCAACAUCGGAAUUCACCGACGACUCCCUGCUGAUCGCAAGCGACCCGGGAUCUCGAGCCGCAGAGUAUGAUGACGGAGUGACCACGUUUUUGGCGUAUAUCGAUUGACCAGCAAAAAUGACAGUUGACGCAAACGCAAAUGCUAUACCUUUGAGAUAAUCGGACUUCUCUAGAAGCAUUACUCGCAGCAUGGUUUUUUCUCCAUCCUCCUGGCUGCUGAGUUGCGGGUCCGAUAUGGCGUCCCUUGUGGAGUCUUUAUCUCCAGACUGCGACACGACGAUGAUAACAACGCCUAGAACCAACGGAAUGAGAGAUAGAUAGGUGUAAGAUGGGAAGCGGACUUUGUAGUAUAUGCGGUAUCCCAUAACCGUCAGCAGAGGACUUAGGGCUCUUAUAGACGAGACGGUGGCCACGGGACAUAACGAUGUUGCGGCAAGGCUCAGCAAUUUUCCAACAAAUUGGAAAGUGCCCAUGGGGAAGAAAACCCUCAGUAAUCGUCGAUUAAAAACAAAACCUGUCCCGGGCCUUGAACUUCCCGAAAUAGUGGAUUUCAAUUGCGGGAAUCUCCCGAGAAGAAAGAUAGUGAUGUGACCGAGUAUGAGACUGCACAGGAACUGAAACUCGCCCACAAAUACGGGGAAAUCGAAGUCGUUGAGGAUGUGCUUGGUCAACUGCGAAGUAAGACUGGAGAUGAAGUACCAGGAGCAACAGAGCGAUACCACUUUAAAGUCAAAGAGGCCGCUUUUUAGAACUCUGCGUGUUGUUUCAGCCACAGGCAUGGAUCUCAGCUGGUUGGUCGCUUGCAAGUUUAUAAAUCCAUGUGAUCCGGUGCCUAGAAUUGCAUCCAAAUUUAACAAAACAAUUUUUUGUCCAGGUGUGGCGCAGGGCGAAUUAAUUUAGCUGUGAUCAACAGCUCUAAGCACGCUUUGCCUUGUUUUCGUCUUUGACGUGUUGUCGUGUUUCAAGCGCACGUUGUGUAAAUUCGGGAUCGAUGAAGCUUAUGAGUGUCGGUAGCAGUGCGAUCAAUGCCAUUGCGGCCAGCACAAGACCCAGGAUUGGAUACUGUUGGAAAAGUCCCCAGAAGGGGAUCACUUUUAGGAUGCUUGCAGUUUGGUCUUCUUCUGCAAACGACUUGAUGACAAUUGAGUCGGUAGUAAAGUUUAACUUGUUUUGAAGCGGAACCGGAUUGGCAGUAGCGGCGAUUCCGGGGUACACUUCAAAGACUUCGAAAUCACCAUUGACCUCGACACGAAAGAAAUUGGUCUUUGAGAGAGCAAAGUCAAGCGACCGUAGUACAAAUGAGUAGUUACCGGGCUCUAGAUCUAUCGU